Molecule: messenger RNA, 1765 nt
Organism: Lathyrus oleraceus (garden pea)
Lineage: Eukaryota; Viridiplantae; Streptophyta; Magnoliopsida; Fabales; Fabaceae
Product: phenolic glucoside malonyltransferase 1
Exons: 1
Coding region: 4-1389 (461 amino acids)
Source: RefSeq, a predicted model, not a curated record
GUUAUGUCAUACACCUUUCUUUCUUUAUUUUCUUUCUCCAUGGCACAACAAGAACAAUCAUUCAAAGUUAUUGAAGUUUGCAAUAUUGAACCAUUUCAUGAACCUUCUCAAUCACCAACCUCACUUCCCUUAACUUUCUUUGAUCUUCUAUGGUUAAGAUUUCCACCUGUUCAACGUCUCUUCUUCUAUGAACUCACAAACUCACCCUCUUUUUUCUAUGAAACUCUUGUUCCAAAUCUCAAAAACUCACUUUCACUCACACUUCAACUUUUUCUCCCUCUAUCAGGCCACAUAGUUUGGCCUAUUGAUUCAUCAAAACCAAUCAUAAACUAUGUUCGCGGCGAUUCUGUUUCCUUUACCGUUGUUGAGUCCAAAGAAAGUUUCGAAGAUCUUUCUUCAAAUCAUUGUGAAGCUUCAAAGAGACAUCACUUGAUACCUCUUUUGAAAACUUCACAUGAAAAAGCUUCUUUGGUUUCAAUUCAAGUCACUUUGUUUCCAAACAAUGGUUUUUGCAUUGGAAUAACCACACACCAUGCUGCUUUUGAUGGAAAAUCUUCAACCACUUUUAUGAAAUCAUGGUCUUAUAUUACAUGUUCUAACCCUAACCUUGAAAAUCUAACACCUUGUUUUGAUAGAUCAGUGAUAGAAGAUCAUUAUAAUGGAAUCAGUGAAGCAUAUGUUGAUGUUUUGAUGAACCAUCAUGGACCAAAUAAUAAAAAUCUCAAGGUUUGGGAAUUUACUGAUGGGUUGAAAAAUGAUGCAGUUAAAAGCUUAUUUGAAUUGUCACCUUCAAAUAUUCAAAAGCUUAAGAACCAUGCAAAAAGUGAGAUGAAAAUGAAAGUUAUAAAUCUGUCAACUUUUUCAGUUACAUGUGCUUAUGUGAUAUCAUGUUUAGCAAAAGCAGAAGAACCAAAGGAUGAAAAGGUGAGUUUCAUAUUUAGUGUGGAUUGUAGAACAAGAUUGGAACAUUCAAUUUCUUCUAUGUAUUUUGGUAAUUGUGUUGUAGGACAUAUCAUUAAGCUUGAGACAAAGAAGUUAAUGGGAAGAGAUGGAUUUUUAAGUGCUUUAGAAGGGAUUAAUGAAGGUUUGAAUAAGGUGAAAAAUGGAGUGUUAGAUGGGGCUGAAAACUGGGUGCAUGAUAUGUUAAACCCUGAGGACAUUUUUAAACUGUAUUCUACUGGAGGAUCACCAAGGUUUGAAGUUUAUGAUAUUGAUUUUGGAUUUGGAAAGCCAAAGAAAGUUGAUAUGGCUUCAACGGAUAAAACAGGUGCAUUUUCUCUUAGUGAAAGUAAGAAUCAUAAUGGUGGAAUUGAAAUUGGUUUGGCUUUGAACAAGCAUGAGAUGGAAGCUUUUUCAACCCUUUUUGUGCAAGGACUUGAGGCCAUUUAAAGUUUCAAAAUUGGAUUAACAAAAGUUGAAGUAUUUGAUUCAAUAUUUAGAUCAAAUAAAUCAAUUUUUUAACCCAAACGUCUGUUAUAAAAAAAUGGAGUGUUAUUUUCUUUUUGUUGUAUGAAUAAUAAUGUAUGCAUCUAGUUACUCUGCCAAAAUACCUUUUGGAAUGUGUAUUUUAUGUGUUGAUUCUAAUUUGUCAGUGUAAUUUUGGGACCAGGAGUUCCUGUAGUCACUUUGAUUGUGAUCUUUAGAUUGAAUUGUGAUGGUCUAAAUUUAAAGAUCGAAAAUUAAAUAAAAGAUAAUGUAAAUUGAUAAUCAAAAUGGAUGGUUGAGAUACUAAUUGAGGGAAUCUAUUUCCCUAAUUUUGGAAUAA